Tetranychus urticae (two-spotted spider mite) is the source of this 1353-nucleotide messenger RNA. RefSeq lists its product as uncharacterized. NCBI's taxonomy places the organism in Eukaryota, Metazoa, Arthropoda, Arachnida, Trombidiformes, Tetranychidae. The record is from RefSeq and is a predicted model, not a curated record.
UUAGUUAUUAUUGGUGGUAUCAGAUACAUAUAUCGGAUAGUAUCUUUGUGUACAUAUAACCUCAACCGUUCAAAAGUUCUUUUGAAAUCAAAGUUUGAAUUUUUGUCAGUUUUACUUUGCGUGGAAGAUAGUUUCAAUUUUUUCUUAUUAAGCAGUUAAGAGUCUUAACUUAAGACACAAAUUGGCAUUGACACUUGUUAAAAUGAAAGGACUGAAUAUAACUACUUUCAAAGUGAAGCAUUUAGAUGAAUAUCAUGACAUAGUCAUUGAUUGGAAUGAUAAUAGAUAUGAAUAUAAAUACCAACAAUUAUUUGAACAGCUGGAAUCAAUAACUGGAGUACCAAAUAGAUAUAUACAUGAGCUUGGCUUGGUAAGACCUUACCCUACUACACUACCCGGUAUUGUUUGCUACGUCAACGAGGAAAGGAUCCAAGGUAUAGAUAUCCAUGGAGCACGUAUUCGCAAUGGUGAAUGUUUUCGUCUCAAAUGCUGGUUAAAAUUUGAAUGGUUUAAAUACAACCGUAUUUUAAUGAAUUACAAACUAGUAGCUGAAGACAGCAUUCCUGAAGGAGCUUGCACUUAUGAUUUCUGUCAACACCAGUUCAAUGCAACUUACUUUAAAAGACUAAAAGAUAUUGUUAAUAACGAUGAAUUGAAUGCAAAAGUUUCGCAGCUGAUCCGAUCGUUGAGAAGAAUUUCGUAUGUAACGUCGGACAACAUUUUCAGAAAGUUCAACAUUCUACAAUAUAUUUGUGUGCAGUGUGUUGUGUAUGAAAUGCUGUUUUAUGAUAGUAUUGUCCCACGCCCACUUUACCUGAGGUGUGCAGGUUAAAUAUCUGUAUUUAUAAUAAUAAAAGCACGAAUGAACUGGAUGUACUUUUUUCCAUCAUGUCCAUAAUGUUGCCAAAUGAAGGCACAAUGAGAGAAAUUGAAUUACGAUCGAAAUAAAAUAAGAAUCACGUUCAAGUAUUUACAAUUUUUCAUCCACCGAUCCAUGAAUGAUUAAUCGAAACUUCAAAUCUUAAGUCAGCUCGACUUACUUGUCAGUCUAUUAUUCAACCGAAAUGGCUGCUAAAUAAGUCCAUCGUGCCAAAAAAUUUCAUAAGCAAUUGAGCUUUAAUAAUUUUGAGCAAUGGCAAAAUAACUUGAUAAGAUUUCCAAGACUUCUGGUCUUAAAAGUCAGCACGGCGAAAAAAUGUCCGGUUAAGGUAAUGUUACAUCAUUCAUCCGUGAAUUAAAUUGUAAAUAAUUGAAAGUUGUCGUAUUAUCAAACGACCCCAAAUCAACAUUAAACAACUCUCGGUGUUCAUUCGUUUUUGCGAUAUAAUUAAAUAAACUGUAAUGAAAUUUAGA